Molecule: messenger RNA, 1541 nt
Organism: Momordica charantia (bitter melon)
Lineage: Eukaryota; Viridiplantae; Streptophyta; Magnoliopsida; Cucurbitales; Cucurbitaceae
Product: THO complex subunit 4D
Biological process (GO): mRNA export from nucleus
Cellular component (GO): nucleus
Molecular function (GO): mRNA binding
Source: RefSeq, a predicted model, not a curated record
GAUUUUGAUUCGAUGCUAAAAUAUCGAAGUCUUAGUCCCGAAGGAAAAGACUCCCUCAGGCCGCCGCCGCCGCCGCCGUUUCUCGCCUGAAGAAUCUCAGUUUAUCUCUUAGAAACCCUAGCAAUCCCGCCCACACGCCACAUGUAUCUCUUGACAUCAUCCCCUCGGCUAUCCUCUCUCUGAUCUCGUUCUUCGCUCUCUAUCUCGGAAGUCGUUCGACUGUUUCAGCUACAAUCUUCCGGACUUAUUUUUUUUUAUCAUUCUUUGAAUUCUGCUUCUUCUUAUUCAAACCAAUGGCUACGCCUCUGGAUAUGUCACUAGAGGACAUGAUAAAGAAGAAUAACCGUGAGAAGCUUAGAGCACGAGGUAGGGCCCGUCGUGGGCGUGGAGCAGGUGGGUCUUUUAAUGGUGGAAGAGUAGUGAUAGGGUCGAUUCGUAGAGGCCCUCUCAGCAUAAAUACACGGCCAUCUGCUUUCUCAAUUAGCAAGCCCCCACGCAGAAUGAAGAAUGUUCAAUGGCAGCAUGAUUUAUUCGAAGACAGUCUUAGAGCUUCAGGGAUUUCUGGAAUUGAAAUUGGCACAAAGUUGUACGUUUCCAACUUGGAUUAUGGGGUGACCAAAGAAGAUAUAAGGGAGUUGUUCUCUGAGAUUGGAGACCUGAAAAGAUUUGCAAUUCAUUAUGACAAAAAUGGCCGUCCAAGUGGCUCGGCAGAGGUGGUAUAUACUCGUAGGAGUGAUGCAUUUGCUGCUUUGAAGCGCUAUAACAAUGUGUUAUUGGAUGGGAAGCCCAUGAAGAUUGAAAUUCUUGGCGAUAAUGCUGAAAUGCCAGUUUCUGCACGUAUAAACGUCACUGGACUGAAUGGGAGAAGCAGGAGGACAGUUGUUCUAACGUCUGAAUCUGGUCGUACCGAUAGCUCUACCGUGGUCAACCAUUUUCCUGGUCCAAGCAAUCGUGGAGCGCUGAGGGGCCGUGGCCGUGGGCGAGGGGGCUGGAGCCGUGGUCAGGGUCAAGUUGGAGGUGGCCGAGGUCGAGGACGUGGUCGUGGGCGUGGCCUGGGGAGGAAGAAAACCGUGGAGAAGUCCUCAGAUGAACUCGACAAGGAUCUCGAAAAUUAUCAUGCAGAAGCCAUGCAAACCUGAGCCUCGGAAUUAUGUAAAAACCGAAGUAUGGUCUGAUUAACCACUUAUGUUAGCUGUUAGAAAAUGUUAUACAUUCUCUGGGUGAUUAUUUUGUUAUCAGCAAUAGUUUCCAUGCUUUGUUUUCCUGUUCAGUAGGGCUAGAUUGUAUUUGCCUGUUAAUGGAGAUGAUGCUGUUUGACCCUUGCUUAUCGAAACUUUUACCUUUUCGGUUGAUCCCGAACUGAAGCAAACCAAGAUGUCUGCAACUGCAAGCCUCUCAAAUAUGUACAAAGGAUAAUGAGUUUAGUUGUCGUUAUAAUGUUGUUUAAAAUAGGGGUAUCUUUGUAUUUAUGGGACAUAUUUGCUUGCUCUCUUUUAACACUGGUCUCAAGAAUAUCAAAUCAUCCUUCCCAAUUUUUCUUC